Molecule: messenger RNA, 930 nt
Organism: Orycteropus afer afer
Lineage: Eukaryota; Metazoa; Chordata; Mammalia; Tubulidentata; Orycteropodidae
Product: olfactory receptor 4C46-like
Biological process (GO): G protein-coupled receptor signaling pathway
Cellular component (GO): membrane
Molecular function (GO): G protein-coupled receptor activity; olfactory receptor activity
Source: RefSeq, a predicted model, not a curated record
AUGGAGAAUAAGAACAAUGUGACAGCAUUUGUUCUUCUGGGGCUCACAGAAAAUCUGAAGAUGCAGAAAGUCAUAUUUGCUGUGUUCUUAGUCAUCUACAUCACCACUGUGGUAGGAAAUGUGCUCAUUGUGGUCACCAUCACCACCAGCCCAUUGUUGGAAUCCCCUAUGUACUUUUUCCUGGCUUGUCUCUCCUUUAUUGACGCUUGCUAUUCCUCUGUCAGUACCCCUAAACUGAUUGUAGAUUCACUCCAUGAGAGGAAGACCAUCCCAUUAAGUGGAUGUAUGACCCAAAUCUUUGGAGAACAUUUAUUUGGAGGUGCUGAGAUCAUCCUUCUUACUGUGAUGGCUUAUGACCGCUAUGUCGCCAUCUGUAAGCCCUUACACUACACAACCAUCAUGAACCGGAGAGUGUGUGCCCUGCUAAUGGGAGUUUCAUGGGUGGGAGGUUUUCUUCAUGCGACCAUACAGAUUCUUUUCAUGUUUAGAUUACCCUUCUGUGGUCCUAACAUCAUAGACCACUUUAUGUGUGAUCUGAACCCUUUGCUCAAACUUGCCUGCACAGAUACACAUAUUCUAGGGCUCUUUGUUGCUGUCAACAGUGGAUUCAUGUGUCUGUUAAACUUUCUCCUCUUGCUGAUUUCCUAUGUGGUCAUCCUGUGCUCCCUAAGGACUCACAGCUUGGAGGGAAGGCACAAAGCCCUCUCAACUUGUGUUUCCCAUAUCACGGUGGUUGUCUUAUUCUUUGUGCCCUGUAUAUUUGAAUACAUGAGGCCAACGGUCACUUUAUCUGUCGAUAAGGCAAUUGCUGUAUUCUAUAUUAUCAUAACUCCUAUGUUAAAUCCUUUAAUCUAUACCUUGAGAAAUGUCCAGAUGAAAAAUGCCAUCAUGACAUUAUGCAGUAAGAAGCCUAGUUCAGGUAAUAAAUGA